AUGACCAGAAAAUCAGCAACAAAUCAGCAACGGCUAAUCCACUACCAAGUCAACUUUGAAUCAGUCUUCAACACCCGUGACAAUUUGUCUAUGACUGAAGCUACGGAGUUGGCAAAAAAGGCACUUUGUGUUGGUGCAUAUUCCGCUCAUGAAACUGGUGGAUUUGUUAGUGGUUUCCACGUAGGAAGUGUCGGGAUUGCAAAGAUGUUCAUUGGAGCAGAAUUAGGAGAGUGGCAAGAGGAGCAUUACAACAAAUUUUGCACUUUGUCAGAAUGGUAA
Messenger RNA from Oldenlandia corymbosa var. corymbosa, 279 nucleotides. The record is from the annotation of a GenBank genome assembly. Lineage: Eukaryota; Viridiplantae; Streptophyta; Magnoliopsida; Gentianales; Rubiaceae.